ACAAAAUACGCAAUGAAUUCAACUCAAUCAUCAGAAGGUAAUAAACACGUUGGACAAAAUGAUCACCAUAUAAACAUUAGCGAAGAUGGUAGUAGCUCCAAACUAAUAGGUGCCGUUAUUGGUGGACUACUAGGAGCAUGUUCUGUAAUAGCUUUGUUGGUUGUACUGAUCGUCUGCAAAUUUAGGUCAAUUGGAGUUUUUAAAGAAUCUUCAACAAAUGAUCAAGAAGAACCCAGUCAGAUGGAAUUUUCAAAGGCAACGUACCAAGAUUCAAAUAUUGCAAAAGAUAACAAAAGUACAAAACCAACAUCUAACGAGACGUAUGGACUAGUUGAAAAUAGUACAGCAGUGUAUGCCGUAGUAAAUAAAAUAAAGACACCGCAAAACAAUAACGAGACCUUCACUGAUGCAGGAUAUGGAGAAUAUGAUCAUUUACAUGAUAUACAAAAUCGGAGAAUUAUUCAUCAGGAAAAUAUGUACCAUAGUCAUAAUGCACCGCAAAAUGAAGAAGACCAAACAUAUGAUAGCUCAAACUUCUCUAAAGGGAAAUGCAAUGAUGGAAACAGUUUAUAUGAUCAGUCGUGUUCAUUGGUUGAAGGGGAAUAUUCAUAUUCAACAAAUAAGAAUCUCGAUAACAGUAAUACCAUGGGCAUAUACGACAAAAUAUCUUAAUUUCAUUUCAUAUUUUAUUUUUGUACAUAUUUUUUUUUUCUACAGUUUUCUGAACAACGUGUACACUUUGCUUCCUAUGUUGAACGCACGUAUAUAAAAAAAACACGAUUUGUUAUACUACAUUUAUUAUAUACAUGAAUUACACAUUGUAACAUUUGUAAAAUUUCAAAAAUAACCAGUUUUGUUACAGAUGGAUAAAGUUAUUUGUAGGAUUGUGCCAAUAGAGGCCUAUCUUAAAUAAGAAUAACUUCCCUGCAUAGGAGAUGAUUGACACCUGUCUGUUUGUAAAGUUUUUAUGUUCGGCGAAAUUGUAGUCUCAUCAAUACAAACCCUCAGCAAUUAUAUCUGGAGCAUUGGAUCCGAUUUUUUCCCAAACCACAAGAUGUUGUUGUUGUUGUUGUUGUUGUUGUUGUUGUUAUUGUAUCGUAUUUAUUUUAUGAACAUACUAUUACUGUCAAUGCUGAAGUUUAAUUUUCUUAUUCAGUGACAAGAUAUAAAACUAUUUGCACUUUUUCAAUGUGAAGCAGGUACACAUUUUAUAUAUUAUAAAGUUUAUAUUUAACUUAAAAUAAAAUU
This is a messenger RNA of Mytilus trossulus (common blue mussel), 1248 nucleotides long. RefSeq lists its product as uncharacterized. Lineage: Eukaryota; Metazoa; Mollusca; Bivalvia; Mytilida; Mytilidae. The transcript has 3 exons. The coding region runs from base 13 to 672 and encodes 219 amino acids. The record is from RefSeq and is a predicted model, not a curated record.